AUGCGCUCCUCCACCUUCGCUGCUGCUGCUGGCCUUGCAGCAGUCAUUCCCACUGCUUUCGCGCAGACCUACACGGACUGCAACCCUACCAACGCUUCUCAGUUCCCCUGCCCCAUCAACGCGGGCCUGAACACCAAGUCCUGGAACAGUGAGUUCUCGUCCGGCAAGAACACCAGCUGGAGCUACGUCGCCCCCGCCGUCAACUAUGGUUCCAGCGGCGCCGAGUUCACCAUCACCAAGCGUGGUGAGGCUCCCACCAUCAAGACCGACUUCUACAUCUUCUACGGCAAGGUCGAGGUGAAGAUGAAGUCGGCUCCCGGCCAGGGUAUCAUCAGCAGUAUCGUCCUGCAGUCCGAGGACUUGGACGAGAUUGACUGGGAGUUCCUCGGUGGCAACAACGGCAUCGUCCAGACCAACUACUUCGGCAAGGGCAACACCACCACCUACGACAGGAUGCAGCAGUUCGACGUUGCCACUCCCCAGGACACUGUCCACACUUACUCCGUCGACUGGACCAAGGAGUCGAUCGUCUGGGCCAUUGACGACACCCCCGUUCGCACUCUCAACUACGCUGACGCCAACGGCGGUACCAACUUCCCCCAGACCCCCAUGAACAUCCGUCUUGGUAUCUGGGCUGGCGGUGACCCCGACAACGACUACUGGACCAUUCAGUGGGCUGGUGGCAACACCACCUACGAUGCCGCCGAUGGCAUGCCCUGGACCAUGUUCGUCGAGGACGUCAAGAUCACCAACUACAACCCUGGCUGCAGCUACAACUACACCGACACCACCGGAUCCGCUGAGAGCAUCGACAUUUCCACCGACGGCUGCGAUCUUGUCGGCACCAGCCCCACCCAGACCAGCUCCUCCAACACUGCCGGUGCUACUGGCGCUGCUUCUGCUUCCGGCUCCGCUUCUGCUGAUGGUGCCACCGGCUCGAGCGAGAGCAGCGGCGCUGACUUCAGCGAGACCGCCGCUGCUGGCGGUAGCACCGCUCCCACCGGCUCGGGCUCCUCCUCCAGCGGCAGCGAGUCCGGCGAUUCCGGCUCGUGCGCUCCCAUCAUCGUCACCCAGACCGUCACCCUCCAGCCCGGCGAGACCGCUCCCGCCCAGACCACGCCCGUCGUCGAGACCACGCCGGUUGUGGUGACGACCCCCGCCGCCGUGCCUUCGUCGACCGUCGACGGCGAGGCGUCCACCAGCGCCGCCCCCUCGACCACCGACGAGCUCGGCAGCGGCACGAUGACCCUCUCCGCCCCGUCCGGCACCAUCUACCCCAUCCCUUCGGAGCCCGCCACCAGCGGCGUCGAGGGCGGCGAUUCGACGCCCGUCGCCUCGGUCACCACCCCCGUCAGCACUCCUUCCGCCACCCCGCCCGUAUUCACCGGUGCCGCCGUUCCCAUGGCCAUGGGUGGUGGCAUGAGGAACGCGCUGUUCCUCGGCGGUGUCGCUGCCGUCCUGGCGCUGUAA
Molecule: messenger RNA, 1470 nt
Organism: Lasiodiplodia theobromae
Lineage: Eukaryota; Fungi; Ascomycota; Dothideomycetes; Botryosphaeriales; Botryosphaeriaceae
Product: Extracellular cell wall glucanase Crf1 allergen Asp f9
Exons: 1
Coding region: 1-1470 (489 amino acids)
Biological process (GO): fungal-type cell wall organization; carbohydrate metabolic process
Cellular component (GO): fungal-type cell wall
Molecular function (GO): hydrolase activity, hydrolyzing O-glycosyl compounds; glycosyltransferase activity
Source: RefSeq, a predicted model, not a curated record